Molecule: messenger RNA, 939 nt
Organism: Anisakis simplex (herring worm)
Lineage: Eukaryota; Metazoa; Nematoda; Chromadorea; Rhabditida; Anisakidae
Source: the annotation of a GenBank genome assembly
AUGCUGGUCCUCAAUACAGUAAUAGCGUUCAUUGUUUUGGUCUUAUUCGAACCAGUUGAGUCGAUCAUAAAUGGCGAACUAGAACAGUGGAAUCGACACGGUUAUCUCGUGAAGAUAUUUUCUCGUGAACCAAAUUCAAACAUUGUAACCAGCUGUAGUGGCUCAAUUAUAUCGGCUUCUUUGGUGCUUACGGCACCGAAUUGCAUUCGCAAUGCAACCACUCAUGAAAGAUUUGGUGAAGUUGCUGUUAAUGUACCGACAUUUCGUGUACCAAGAACAUUACGCGCUGAGAUCUUGAAUGUUACUGAUGCAUGGGCACUUCUCAAAAUCGUAAAACUUCCAGUCAAAGAUUUAUGUCCACCUAAUCCAGCACCAGUACGCGUUUCACAAUUGAACGUUCGUGUAUCACUGACCAAAUCAUCAAUGGAAACAAUUGAUCAUUCAUCACUUACUGAACGAGACUGUUGGAUAACAGCGUUCGCAACCACUUAUCAUGCGUCAACAUUCCUGCAUCAACAUGACGUUCGAAAGAUUCAACUGGAAAAAUUGAAACCGUCUUACGAUAAUAUGAAUACUGGUGCUAUUGUAUACAAGGCUGCAAUAGUGAGCAAUAGAACAGCUUGCUGGGAUGACGCUGGCGCAGCUUUGACGUGUCAUACGAAUGCGUUCGGUGACGUUCAAGUGGGUAUAUUCCACAGUUUAUCAUUGGGAAUUUAUGAAAGUGCUGGUGAGGUGAAUGACGAUGAAACAACGACGUCAGCACGUUCGAUGGAUCAGUGCAGUCGAGCUGUUUCCAUGAACUUUGCUUUAAUCGCCAACGACAUUCGUCUUAUAAGAGCAAUCGAGCGAAAUGAUUUACCAGCAUUCGUCGAUGUUUAUGAUAAAUGUAAUUUCAAAUAUGCUGAGAAUAUUGGUAAAAAUUGAUGAAAUUAACGAAUA